AUGGUAUUCUUGGAACCUAAUUCAGAAUCUUUGGCACAGAUACAUGUAUUUUCUGAAGUGAUUAUUCUGGAUAAUGGAGUGGUGAGGCUAACUAUAUCAAAACCACAAGGACUAUUGACUGGCAUAAAAUAUGGAGGAAUGGGUAAUCUCCUAGAUAUCAAGUCAAAUGAAUUGAACAGAGGGUAUUGGGAUAUCAACUGGAGCUUGCCAGGAGGAGAGGAUAGAUAUCAGUUGCUUAGAGGAUCUGAGUAUAGUGUGAUUACUUUGAGCAAUGAUAAUGUGGAAGUUUCAUUUAAGAGUACUUAUGAUCCUUCAAUUCCCGGAACCAAACUGCCACUCACUGUUGACUUGAGAUACAUUGUGAGGAGUGGCAUCUCGGGUUUCUACUGCUACGCAAUAUGCGAGCGUCCUCCUGGAUGUCCUGCCUUUGAUCUUGCUCAAACAAGAAUGGCGUUUAAGUUGCGAAGAGAAAGGUUUCAUUACAUGGCAAUCACGGAUGAGAAACAGCGAAUAAUGCCAAUGCCAGAGGAUAUACUCCCGGAUAGGAGCAAACAGCUAAUUGUACCUGAAUCUGUUCUGCUUAUCAAUCCAAUUAAUCCAGACCUCAAAGGAGAGGCAAGUGAAAAUUUAUUUUAUCAUGUAGACGACAAAUACCAGUAUUCGAUGGAUAAUAAAGAUGGCGGAAUCCAUGGAUGGAUAAGCUCCCAUCCUAUCAUCGGUUUCUGGAUCAUCUUUCCGAGCCAUGAAUUUCGCAAUGGUGGACCUACUAAGCAAAAUCUCACCGCACAUACCGGUCCAGCUUGCCUCGCAAUGUUCCAUGGAACUCAUUAUAUUGGGAAUGAUAUUUUGGCUCACUUUGAAGAAGGUGAAACAUGGAGUAAAGUAUUCGGCCCCUUCUUUGUAUACCUGAAUUCGACCACGGAUAUGUCAAAAGCACACUAUUUAUGGAUAGACGCAAAGAAUCAGAGGUUAUUUGAAGAGUCAUUAUGGCCAUAUGAUUUUGUCUCUUCACCAUAUUAUCUUACUUCCAAGGAGCGCGGUUCAGCUACAGGCCGAAUGUUCGUCCAAGACAGAUUUGUCUCAAGUUCCCUAAUUCCCGCAAAGUCUGCAUAUAUUGGUCUAUCAGGUGCAAGAACUGAAGGAUCCUGGCAAACUGAAAGCAAGGAUUACCAAUUUUGGGUGCAGACAGAUUCAAAUGGAAAUUUUACAAUCAAGAAUAUUGUACCGGGAGUUUAUGGCCUUCAUGGCUGGGUUCCGGGUUUCAUUGGUGAUUAUUUGGGCAAAGAACUGGUGACCAUCUCUGCAGGAACGCAAACACAAUUAGGCAAUUUGAUCUAUGUACCCCCUAGAGAUGGUCCAACCAUAUGGGAGAUUGGGUUCCCAGAUCGUACUGCCAGUGACUUCUAUGUCCCUGAUGUGAACCCGAUGUAUGUCAACAAGUUGUUUCUUAACAGCCCAGAGAAGUUCAGACAAUACGGACUUUGGGAUAGAUACACAGACAUAUAUCCUGAAUCAGAUCAAGUUUUCACAGUAGGCAUCAGUGAUCCGAAGAAAGACUGGUUCUUUGCUCAUGUCGACAGGAGAAAUGCAGAUAACAAGUACGUUCCAACAACCUGGGAAAUCAAGUUUAACUUGAAAUCAGUAAUUGGAGGAAUUUACAAGUUGAGAUUGGCUAUUGCAUCAGCUAACCGUACUGACUUACAGGUGCAUGUGAACCAGAUGGAUAUCAAACACCUAGUAUUCCAAGUGCUGAAUUUAGGUGCAGAUAAUGCAGUUUGUCGACACGGUAUACAUGGACUCUAUCGACUUUUCAGUGUCAAUAUCUCCUCAUCGCUAUUUUUCGAAGGAGACAAUUGCAUUUUUCUUAACCAGGCCAGGGGUGGAGAUGCUCUUUGUGGUGUUCUUUAUGAUUAUGUAAGGCUUGAAGCUCCAGUGCCUUCAGAGGGUUCUUAG
Molecule: messenger RNA, 1953 nt
Organism: Fraxinus pennsylvanica
Lineage: Eukaryota; Viridiplantae; Streptophyta; Magnoliopsida; Lamiales; Oleaceae
Source: the annotation of a GenBank genome assembly